Messenger RNA from Pichia kudriavzevii, 828 nucleotides. RefSeq lists its product as uncharacterized. Bases 1 to 828 code for a protein of 275 amino acids. NCBI's taxonomy places the organism in Eukaryota, Fungi, Ascomycota, Pichiomycetes, Pichiales, Pichiaceae. The transcript has a single exon. The record is from RefSeq and is a predicted model, not a curated record.
AUGGGAAUUUUCGAUCCAAGUAGAAACGACCAAGACAAGAACAAGGAUGUUCAAAUCAACUCUGUAAGUUUGUUUGACGACAAGUUGGGCUUGGACGCAAUCGGAGAUUGGCAUAAUCAAAUACAAAGAACACUUUCAAAGACAAACGAUAUUACGUUAGAUGCUUUGGGUACCCUAAAGGGGUUGACCAAUGGUGUGGGCUCCAUUCUUGGCGCCUUUGACGACACAAUCACUGGAAGUCUCCUUACUCCUAGAAUUAGCCACAAGCCUAAUGAAAUUGUCACAAAGGGUAUUCCGCCACCUGAAGUAUAUGAUGAGUGUAAGAAGGCAGAGGGUCUUGGAGUUUGGGACCAGUAUGGAUUAUGGCAUUGUUUAUUUCCUAGAAGUUCUAUUCCCUACGAUUAUCACACAGGUAGAAGAAGCGAUGAUAUCAUCAUCGACGAUUCCAGCUUAGUUUCACGUGAAGAUAUCGAAAACGAUGUUGAUCACAAGUAUGGCACUUUUUUCAAGAACAUGGAAGACAUGUUGGGUUGGCAAUCCAGCAUGAAGCGUGCCAUCCAAGAACAAAAACGUAGACAGUGGGCCGAUUGGGAAAAGAAAGAAAAAUCCAAGUGGGGAUUUUUGACAGGUUUCACAAACGGUGAUGAUUCAAGUGAGGACGAUGAAGGGAAGACUGUGGUUGGUAGAGAAUCUGAAACUAGAGUUGUUACGCUGCCAAAUGGCGAUUUAGAAAGAACUACGGUAAUGCGUAGACGGUAUUCUGAUGGUACUUCCAAGGUGAGAGAAUUUUCCGAAAUUAUUGGCCCUGAUGGUGAAGUUAAAAAGUGA